Messenger RNA from Orcinus orca (killer whale), 2158 nucleotides. It is a transcript of the gene SULT1E1, whose product is annotated as sulfotransferase family 1E member 1. Gene Ontology annotation, cellular component: cytoplasm. The coding region runs from base 511 to 1413 and encodes 300 amino acids. The record is from RefSeq and is a predicted model, not a curated record. The transcript has 8 exons. Gene Ontology annotation, biological process: sulfation. Lineage: Eukaryota; Metazoa; Chordata; Mammalia; Artiodactyla; Delphinidae. Gene Ontology annotation, molecular function: sulfotransferase activity.
UUAAAAAUAAUAUCUUGUAUUUAUAUAAUGCUUUGCUGUUUAAAGAGUUUUAACAUAAAACUACAGUAUCCUAAUUGCCUUGUAAGUCCUGCAUGUUGGACAUGUUCUCUAUUUUACUGAUAAGAAAACAAAGCAACAGAGUAGAAAAGUUAGAGGGGAGACUGAAUUCUAGUCAGGUGUUUACUUCUGUGAAAUAUAUCAGAAGUCUAUUACCACUAGAGGCCUUGAAAAUAUUACUAUCACUUUUAAGUGAGAGAUAUCAGAUACACAAGAGCAGAAAUCCAAGUCCUUGGUAAGUUGUUGACAGGUAGACCAUUGUCAGGAUAGUACUUAUUUUAUCUAGGAGACUUUAGUGGAACCUAGAGAGCCCGAAGAGAUUUGAUCUAACAAUUAAAUAAUUGAAUUUAAUGAGGAUUUUUUAGCAUCUAUUUUGUGACACAGUGCUGAGGUUCUGGAUAGAAUGAUGUACAAGAGGAUAUUCUCUACUUUCAGCCACUUUGCUCAAAUCCAAUGUACCACUCUAUGAUGAAUUCUUCCAAACCUGCCUAUUUAGAUUACUUUGGCAGAAUCCAUGGAAUUCUACUGUAUAAAGAAUUUAUCCAAUAUUGGCAUGAUGUGGAGGCAUUUGAGGCAAGGCCAGAUGACCUUGUCAUUGUCACCUAUCCCAAAUCUGGCACAACAUGGGUUAGUGAAAUUGUAUACAUGAUUUAUACAGAGGGUGAUGUGGAAAAGUGCAAAGAAGAUGCCAUUUUUAAUCGAAUUCCUUACCUGGAAUGCAGAACCGAAAAGGUGAUGAAUGGAGUAAAACAAUUAAAACAGAUGGCAUCUCCUAGAAUAGUGAAGUCUCAUCUGCCACCUGAGCUUCUUCCAGCCUCAUUUUGGGAAAAGAACUGUAAGAUCAUCUAUGUUUGCCGGAAUGCCAAGGAUGUGGUUGUUUCUUAUUACUAUUUCUUUUUAAUGGUGACUGCUAAUCCAGAUCCUGGUUCUUUUCAAGAUUUUGUGGAAAAAUUCAUGGAUGGAGAAGUUCCUUAUGGUUCCUGGUAUGAACACACAAAAUCUUGGUGGGAAAAGAGAGAGAAUCCACAAGUGCUAUUUCUUUUCUAUGAAGACAUGAAGGAGAAUAUCAGAAAAGAGGUGAUGAAAUUGAUAGAAUUUCUGGGAAGGAAGGCAUCAGACGAGCUUGUGGACAAGAUUAUAAAACACACUUCAUUCCAGGAGAUGAAGAACAAUCCAUCUACCAAUUACACAAUGCUACCGGAUGAAGUCAUGAACCAAAAAGUAUCUCCCUUCAUGAGAAAGGGGAUUGCAGGAGACUGGAAGAAUUACUUUACAGUAGCCCUAAAUGAGAAAUUUGACAUGCACUAUGAGCAGCAAAUGAAGGGGUCUACACUGAAGUUACGAACCGAGAUCUAGGAAGGGUUUUCUUGACACAUCUGAGAUUAAAGUGUUCUUCUCAUCAUUCCUUACCUCUUUUAUUUUAGACUGGUAGAGAGCGAGUCAUGUGAAAGAUCAUGAUCAGGUUCACAUGAUUAUUGAGAUCUUCAUAUAAAAAAGCAAGAAAGAUUUUUUUCCCUGCUGUUAUCUUUAAAAUGUUUUUCCUUUUCUUUCUUUAUUACAAAUUAUUACACAAAUCUAUAACCUAUGAGAAUGAUGUAGGAACACACAAAUUUUUGAAGUUGUUAAAGCCUCAUCAAAAAUAACCAAACAUUCCAAAUUCUUUAACUUUGUUGUUACUUUUUUCCAUUCGUUAGUACAUUUAGUAUAUAUAUAUAUAUAUAUAUAUAUAUAUACAUUUAUAUACAUAUAUGCAUAAAUAUAUAUAUUUACAUGGAAUUUGAAAAUCUUGACAGAAAGAACUAAAGAAUAAAUAAAUAUGAGGGUAUAAAUAGAUCUGUUAUUUCCUUCCUGAUAUUUUCUUUCACUUUCUGCAAAAUGGCUUAAUUUGGAAUUUACCUUAGUUUAAUGUAAAUUUGGGGCAUAACAGAACUGAUUUCCAGACCUUUAUAAAUAAUCCCAACGAGUGUUAUUUAUGCUUGAAUGUCUUUAGCUAAUUUGAUAUAGUUAUGCUUUAGUAUUAUUUCUGUCAUAUACACAAGAUAAUAAAAUUAAGCUCUGUAAAGUUUUAAAGAACGUGAUAUAUGCCAGUAAAAUAAAAUAC